Lactuca sativa (garden lettuce) is the source of this 4856-nucleotide messenger RNA. RefSeq names its product multidrug resistance-associated protein 11 (gene ABCC13). Gene Ontology annotation, cellular component: membrane. Gene Ontology annotation, biological process: transmembrane transport. Gene Ontology annotation, molecular function: ABC-type transporter activity; ATP binding; ATP hydrolysis activity. The record is from RefSeq and is a predicted model, not a curated record. NCBI's taxonomy places the organism in Eukaryota, Viridiplantae, Streptophyta, Magnoliopsida, Asterales, Asteraceae.
UUUUUAAAUAAUUUAUCACAUUAAUUGUUCAAAAUUAAAAAGCAAUAUGUUACUGUUAAGAAACAACCGAACUCCAAGCUCCAAUCGUGAUUGACCACGCGUCAUGGUGCUCCCUUGACGCCACCUUUCGGAAAAAGCGUGAGUGUACAAAUUAAAGUGCAUGAAAUGUGAAUUGGUGUAGCACCACUACGACUGCGCUGCACCUCACCACACUGCAUAAACUCCAAGCACCGAUCGUCUUUCUCUGACGUCGCCGCCGAGACGGAAGUCGCUAUAUAUGGAAUUCCUGAAGUUAAUUUGCCCUAGUUCUCCUUAUAUAUGGGAUGGAAAUGGAAUUUCAAGAUGCUUCAACAACAUAGUGUUAGGUUUUGGCACAAGUAUGAUAACAUUACUCAUCAUCAUUAUCGUUGCAAUUACUGAAAGGACUACAAGAGGACGUAGAAAGAUAUACUUCUAUGAGAAGAUCUUCUUGCUCAUUCUACCUGUCAGUGGUGCAUUUAUGGCCUGUUUUGACAUAAUUCUCCUUUUGAGUAACACAAGAAGUGAUCAUCCUGCUUUAUAUCAUGAGUGGCUCCUUAGAUGCUCUCAACUCUUAGUAUGGGCCACAAUACUUGUUGUCUCAAGGUUUGAUUGCUGGUUAUUUGUCUUAUCUAAUUGGAUCCUCUGCUUUUGGUGGAUCAUGAAACUGUUCUUGGGGAUCCCCAUUUUACAAGCAGCAUUUUCUUCUAUGGAGGUUUUUCGCUGCAUUAACGAGAGCUUAAUAAUUUCAGUGGAUAUUCUGUUUGGUAUCUUGGUUAAUAUUAUCAGAAUGAAGCAGGCAUCUCGAAGGAACAGUUCAAUGGAAGAGUCACUGCUUAUUGGUGAAACGGAUAUUGAUGACCAUUUUCGAUCUAAACCUGGAGUUCUUGCUAGAUUUUGGAAUCUAAUGACAUUUAGAUCUAUCAAUUUGGUAAUGGAACAUGGUGCAAAGAAACAGCUUGACUUUGAUGAUUUGCUUCAACUACCAACCGACAUGGAUCCUUUAUUCUGCCAUGAUACUUUGCUGAAAUGUUGGGAAGAUCAAAGAAGAAAUGAUUGUGUUCAUCCUUCUUUGUUUUGGACAAUCUGUUAUGCGUAUGGUUGGCCAUAUAUGUGCUUAGGUUUGUUAAAGGUACUUAAUGAUUGUCUUGGUUUUGCUGGACCCUUGCUUCUUAAUAAGCUGAUUAAGUAUCUUCAAGAAGGAUCUGGGAAUCUUGAUGGUUAUAUCCUAGCAAUUUCCCUUGGAUUGACUUCCAUUUUGAAAUCUUUUCUUGAUACACAAUACACAUUUGGGCUUUCCAAAUUAAAGUUAAGACUACGUUCUGGCCUUAUGACUGUUAUAUUUGAAAAGUGUCUCCAUGUUAGCCUGGCAGAAAGAUCAAAAUUUUCUGAGGGGGAAAUCCAAACAUUCAUGUCAGUGGAUGCUGAUCGAACUGUAAACAUGUCCAACAGUUUUCAUGACAUGUGGAGCCUACCUUUACAAAUUGGAAUCGCCCUGUAUCUGCUCUAUACACAAGUUCAGUUUGCUUUUGUUGCUGGAAUCACAAUAACUAUUUUGUUGAUACCAGUAAAUAAAUGGAUUGCUGAGUUGAUUGCCAGUGCUACCAAAAACAUGAUGGAGCAAAAGGAUGAAAGGGUUAGAAGGACUGGAGAGCUACUGACGUAUAUACGCACUCUGAAAAUGUAUGGUUGGGAGCUUCUUUUUACUAAUUGGUUGAUGAAGACAAGAUCCUUAGAAGUCAAAUAUUUAUCAACAAGGAAGUAUUUGGAUGCAUGGUGUGUAUUCUUUUGGGCAACAACACCUACUCUUUUCUCUUUCUUCACAUUUGGACUCUAUGUUAUGAUGGGAAAUCAACUGGAUGCAGCAACGGUUUUUACCUGUCUUGCUCUGUUUAACAAUUUGAUUUCUCCAUUAAACUCAUUCCCAUGGGUCAUUAAUGGGUUGAUCGAUGCAGUCAUAUCUACCAGGAGGCUGAGCAAGUUCCUCUCAUGUUCUGAAACAGACAAUUCUUCAUCAUCUUCCUCCAAAUUAACAGAUGAAAAUAUGGAUAUUCUCAUGAAAGAUGCAUGUUCUGUAUGGUCAAGCAGUGAUCAGGAAGUGAAGGAGUUGAUUCUUGAUCAUGUCAAUCUUUCCAUUCCAAAGGGAUCUCUAGUUGCAGUUAUUGGAGAGGUUGGAUCAGGUAAAUCAUCCUUGUUGAACACUAUCCUAGGAGAAAUGAAGCUUACCAAGGGAUCUAUACAUUCAAAUAGAUCUGUUUCCUACGUCCCACAGAUACCCUGGAUUCUCUCUGGCACUAUCCGUGAUAAUGUGAUAUUUGGGAAGGACUAUGAUCCAAGAAAGUAUUCUGAUGUUCUAGAAGCAUGUGCCCUUGACACAGAUGUUUCACUUAUGGUUGGAGGUGAUAUGGCUUAUAUUGGAGAAAAAGGGUUAAACCUGUCAGGUGGACAGAGAGCUCGUUUAGCCCUUGCCAGGGCUGUUUACCAUGGAUCUGAGUUAGUGAUGCUGGAUGAUGUCCUUAGUGCAGUUGAUGCACAAGUAGCUUCUUGGAUUUUAUCAAAAGCCAUCCUUAGCCCUCUUAUGGAUCAUAAAACACGCAUUCUUUGCACUCAUAAUAUCCAGGCCAUAUUUGCUGCAGAUAUGGUUGUUAUAAUGGAAAAAGGACAAGUGAAAUGGGUGGGGAGUCCAAGUGAGUGUUCAAAUUCUUCAUACGCAUCAUUUGUUACAACAGAAGAACUUAAUUCCUCUUAUGAGACUGAAACACAAGUAGAAAGUGGAGAUACUUGUAUAGGAGUCCCAGAAAGUGUGGUGGCUGAUCAGAGUGAAGGUAUAGAUAUUAUCGAUGCCGCUGACAACAUUAUCAGUGUUGAAGAGAGGAAAGAAGGCAGAGUUGAAACAACCGUGUACAUGAAUUACGCUGCAUUCUCUGGUUGGUAUAUUACAGCCAUAACAUGCUUAUCAGCACUUUUAAUGCAAGCUUCUCGAAAUGGAAAUGAUCUAUGGCUGUCUUAUUGGGUUGAUACAACAGCUUUUGAAGAGCAUCCAACAUCCUUUUAUCUGGUUGUACUAUGUAUCUUUUGUUUGUUGAAUUCCGUUCUUACUCUAGUGAGGGCAUUCUCAUUUGCAUAUGGUGGCUUACGUGCAGCAAUUCAGGUGCACAAUAACCUAUUGAAAAAGCUUGUUGAUGCACCUGUUGCCUUUUUUGAUCAGACCCCAAGUGGAAGAAUACUUAACAGGCUGUCUUCAGAUCUCUACACUAUUGAUGAUUCUCUACCCUUCAUUCUCAAUAUACUCCUUGCCAAUUUCGUUGGCCUCUUAGGGAUUGCUCUAAUUUUGUCAUUUGUUCAGGUCAUGUUCUUGCUUCUUAUACUGCCCUUUUGGUAUAUCUACAGCAAAGUACAGUUCUACUACAGGUCAACAUCACGUGAAUUAAGAAGGCUUGACAGUGUAUCUCGAUCACCCAUAUAUGCAUCAUUCUCAGAGAUACUUGAUGGGUCAUCAACUAUAAGGGCCUUUAAAUCCGAGGACUAUUUCUUGGCUAGAUUUGUUGAGCAUGUUAAGAUGUAUCAGAAAACAUCUUAUUCAGAGAUAAUAGCAAGCCUGUGGCUAUCCUUACGACUACAAUUCUUAGCAGCUUUUGUUGUAUCAUAUAUUGCGGUGAUGGCGGUUAUUGGAUCUCAUGGUUAUCUUCCAAUCAAUCUAGGUACCCCAGGGCUGGUGGGUUUAGCUCUUUCUUACGCAGCUCCGGUUGUAUCAUUAUUGGGGAGCUUUUUAACAAGUUUCACAGAAACCGAAAAGGAAUUGGUCUCAGUUGAGAGAGUUCUUCAGUACAUGAACAUCCCUCAAGAAGAACUUGAAGGGCACAAAAUUGUAGAUGCAAAUUGGCCAUUUCAAGGACAAAUUGAAUUCCAUAACGUAACACUCAAAUACAUGCCGUCUUUGCCUCCUGCGCUCCGUGAUCUUACUUUGACAAUCACCGGAGGAACACAGGUAGGAAUCGUCGGAAGGACAGGUGCCGGAAAAUCUAGUAUCAUAAACGCUUUAUUCCGACUCAACCCAAUAUGUGGAGGACGUAUAAUAGUCGACGGAGUAAAGAUCUCCGACGUUUCAUUAAGAGAUCUCAGGUCACGUUUUGCCGUUGUUCCACAGACUCCGUUCCUUUUUAAAGGAUCUUUAAGGGAAAACCUAGAUCCCUUCAACUUAAACGACGACUUACAAAUCUGGAAAGCUUUGGAGAAGUGUCAUAUUGAGGCGGAGGUCAGGGCAGCAGGGGGGCUAGACAUGGAAAUGAAGGAGUCUGGGACUUCGUUUUCAGUUGGGCAACGACAACUAGUUUGUCUUGCACGCGCCUUUCUUAAGUCUUCCAUGGUGUUGUGUUUGGAUGAAUGCACAGCAAAUAUAGACACUCAAACUGCUUCCAAAUUGAAGGAUGCCAUAGCAAGUGAAUGUAGAGGGCUGACUGUGAUCACAAUUGCUCAUCGAAUCUCCACGAUUCUACAUAUGGACAAUGUACUCAUUCUUGAUCAAGGAAUCUUGGUGGAGCAAGGGAACCCUCAGAUUUUGGUCCAAGAUGAGUCUUCUAGAUUUUCAAGUUUUGCUAAAGCUUCCUCAAUGUGAUGCAAGAAAUCAAGAUUGUGUUCUUUGUAUGUGUUGCACAUAACCAUGUAACAUAUCACCCUAAACUUAAACACAACAAGAAUGAGUAGUUUUUUGUAUAAUUUAGUGCAACUUUUGUAGUAUCUAGAGUUUCCUGGUCUCUUGAAAAACAUGUUCAAAAAGAUGUUAAUGUAAUAUGAUAAUUUCAAUCUAUUCAUCUAGAAAUAUGUAAAUAAUGUGAAUA